AUGGCAGGUAACUUCACCCCAGACCAACAAUGUGAAGGAAAGGAGUGUCAAUCAAUGACAGAUGUGACGUACUACGUAGAGGAGAAGAAGAGACUCUGUGAUAACUGCGCCUCUAAAGAAGGAUGUAUCACAAGAGUUAAAAGAGGUGAAACAAAUAUUCAUUGUGAAGAACAUGAUGAAAAGGUAAAAUUAUAUUGUAAAAGUCAUGCUAAAGCAUUAUGUGCUUUUUGUGUAGUAGAUCAUUUAGACCCAUGUGUGCGACAAAAUAUGGAUGUCGCAAUUGGAGACCUUCAAGCAAAACUUACAAGUAUAAAAGAAAAAGGAAGGGACAAAUUAAAAGAAGGUCGUCUUUAUGAAGAUGAAAUUGAUCAAUGCACGAAGUACACAGACACCCAUCUACAAGCUUUGAAAGAUGAAGUUGAUUCCAUAAUCAAUGAGGCGAUCAAUACAGAUAAAGUCAAAGAGAAGAUGGAGGCUGACAAAAUCAACCAAGCUUUUGAUGAUCAGAAUCAAGUACUUGAAGAAGAGAUUAUUAAGAUUAAUGAAAAGAUUCGAAAGAACAAUGAAGAGAGAGAUAAACAACUAGAAUUAAUCCAUACAAAUGCACAGAUUAGACAAAGACACAUGGACAAUAAGAAGAUUGGUCUUCAUAGAGACAUUGAUAACAUUGUUAAAGAGAAGGAUAGGAAGAUCAGAGAGUUGAUGAAAUCAUUGCAGGAUUACACAAAAACAUUAGAGAAUGCAAUACAGACCAUAGAUACAGUACUAGAAGACGAUAAAAACAUUGUUAAAGACGGUCAUAGUGUGAACAUGUCAGUGAGUGAUAAACUAAAGAAACGACUUUAUAAGAAUGAUGUGAAACAAAUCACUGAUAGAAUAUCAGGUGUGAGGUUUAUGAAGGGUGUUAGGAAAGAGAAGUAUGAUGGUAGGAUUGGUGGGUAUGAUGGCAAGUGGAUGCUCAGUGAUAGUGUCAAAGAUGAAAUCAAAGUCCCACUUAUUGUUGGCUGCUUAGAUGAAUGUAAUGUGAUCAUCACCGACUUGGCGUCAGGUAGCCAGCAUACAUACACAUUAGAUAUAAACACUAAACACAUCCAGAGAGUGAUUACAGGUACUGAUACAUCAUGUGUUUUCUCCUGCGCAUUACUGAAUGAUGACAAGUUAGUGUGCGGUAGAUGGUGUAGAGGUUGUACAGGGGACAGUUUGACUGGAUGCAUCAGUGUGUAUGACAGACAAUGGAUGCGCAUCAAUGACGUCACAAUACCAAGAAACACAACGCGCGAUACAUCAUCGGUGUAUGUAGCUGUUGACCGUGAUGGGAUGAUCAUCGCUGCUGAGUGGGGUCAGUCUAGGAUAUACGUCAUCAACCCAGCUGAUUGUAAGAUCGUGAAUACCAUAAAAUGUAAAGAGGAUGUACUGAUGCGAGGUGUGCUAUCAUCAGGUCAUAUUAUCGCUAAAUCUGACCCUCCUGGUAAGAGAGUACUAAUCAUAGACCGACAGGGUGGUCAAAGGAAAUUCCCCCACAGUGAUGUCAUCUUGAAUGUCAGUGUUGAUCCUGUAACAGACGACCUCUACGUUGUGACAUCAGAUGAUGAGUACAAGACGUGUGUGAUUGAUCAGGUGAUGAGUGGGAGUGAAGUGAAGAAGAGAAGAGUGACGUCAUUCCCUCUUUCAAAUAGAAUGACUAAUCAAUGGACUGUGGAGCUUAGGCGAUAUCUCCUUGUAUCAUCUCGUGUAAUGAUCUCAUCAUCAGGCAAGAUAAUUGCUUGUGACGGAGAUAGUAUCCUCGUAUUCGAAAAGAGACUCACGUUCUAA
Messenger RNA from Lytechinus variegatus (green sea urchin), 1812 nucleotides. RefSeq lists its product as uncharacterized. The record is from RefSeq and is a predicted model, not a curated record. The transcript has a single exon. Gene Ontology annotation, molecular function: zinc ion binding. Bases 1 to 1812 code for a protein of 603 amino acids. Lineage: Eukaryota; Metazoa; Echinodermata; Echinoidea; Temnopleuroida; Toxopneustidae.